AUGCCAAACAGUUCCUUCAUCAUCAGAUCAGAACUUAGCCCCCCCUCCCUCAAAAGUGUUAACCACCAGGAGGAAAAAAAAACAAACCUCGUAUACAGAAAUGGUCUGUUAUUGAUGCACAGCUGGUUGUGGUUUUAUCUUUUUGCAAACCUGUAUGUUGGUUCGUUGCCUCUUGUUCUCUUUUCUAUGGAGGUGUCAGGAGGAGGAGGACAAAUGCAGUACUACAACACUGUUAACAAAUGUGUAUACAGAAAUAAAUCAGAUGUUGAAAGUGUGAAUUCUAUCUGCUGUCACAGUCGACUGUGUCAAAAAACAAGAAAUUUGUUUACAUAUUUUAUUACAUGCUAG
Xyrichtys novacula (pearly razorfish) is the source of this 348-nucleotide messenger RNA. The record is from the annotation of a GenBank genome assembly. Lineage: Eukaryota; Metazoa; Chordata; Actinopteri; Labriformes; Labridae.